This is a messenger RNA of Asterias rubens (European starfish), 1832 nucleotides long. RefSeq names its product perlucin-like protein. NCBI's taxonomy places the organism in Eukaryota, Metazoa, Echinodermata, Asteroidea, Forcipulatida, Asteriidae. The transcript has a single exon. The record is from RefSeq and is a predicted model, not a curated record. Gene Ontology annotation, molecular function: signaling receptor activity. The coding region runs from base 220 to 861 and encodes 213 amino acids.
UAAUUUUAAUAUCGUUUUUAAUCUCAUGCGUCAGUUGGUUGCUAAGUAACGGAUCACUAUACACCUACAACAAUCCCCCUAAACACAAAAGCAGCAGUUAUUUUCAGCAGUUUACUAGACGGGUACUGGAACUGAGGAUACUUGAUCCUUCUUGUUUGGGGGGAGAAAAAAGGUGUCUGUUCUUCUGCUUUCUUUAAUAUUUAAAUCAGAGCAAACGAAAUGAUUCAUUUGAAUGGUUUGCUUGUUGUUGCUGCUGUGGGUUUUGGUUGUGGUUGCAUUUUGACUGAAGUAUGCCCUCCUAAAUGGCACCGAUACGGCGAGUCAUGUUACUUCAUCAUCAAGGACCGGAUGGACUGGUAUGAAGCAAAUCGCACUUGUGCCGAGUUAAGAGCAAACCUUGCUGUCCCAAACUCUCCAUCCGAACAAGAAUACAUGUUAGGACUCGUCCCGGAUACAUUGAAGGUGAAUCUCUCGAACCCGAUCCAGCUUUGGAUCGGCUGUAAUGACAUCGAGGAGGAGGGAAAGUGGAAACACUGUCCGCUCAGGGGAAAAAACGACUCGUAUGAGAACUGGGGAGAUGACCAACCAAGUGGUACUUAUGACAACUCGGUCAAUUGUGCAGUAUUUUGGUAUACAAGUGGUAAAUGGCACGAUCGACGGUGCACAGAUGACACCAACUACGCGGUAUGUGAGCUCCCUGUCGGUCAAACCCCGGAGUUCUGCAAACGGACCGGGCCCGACGACCGCCUCACCCCUCGGUGCCUGCUGCAUCACGCUAUGGCGGAGUUAUCGGAUGGGAAAUCUUGCCGCUCACGUUCACGUCUCCGUUGUCACUCCUUCAAUCUGCCCAAGCAGAAUUAAUACAAAUUGUAGUAACCCUAAAGUUCUAGAAAACUGGAGUAUGAGAGAAAUCAUAAUGGCAAUAAAACAUGCUAGAUGGAGAUGGGUUGGACACACUGCCCGAAGAAAUGGCAAUAGAGGAACAAUGAAUUGGCAACCCAAAGAUGGGGAAAAGGGGAGAGGUAGACAGAAAAGAAGAUGGGGAGAUGACAUCAGAGUAUAACGUACAAGGAACAACAUGGACCAGAACUGCAAGAAACAGAAACAAAUAGCGCUUACAUGAGGAGGGCUACAUCCUACACUGGACAAAUACAGCCGUUUACAAGACAACACAGUCCGCCCGAGAACAGGAAAUAUAUUUAGGUCAUUGAAUUCUAGCCACCGGAUUUGAACCUUGCAUUCCAGAGGGAUUCACCAUCAUGCAUUGGUUUCGCCAGCAUGAAAGGCCCAUGAAUAUCCCAUAGGAAUGUGACUAUUGUAUGUUCACAACACUACGGGGCGGUGGACACAAAAAAAAUGCAUCAAUCAGAUUACGUCACGGGACGUGUUAAGAUUUAAAAAAAACACCGCGCACCCGAAAAGUGUGGGUGUUUUGUAUGGGUUCAACGAGCGUACCUGUUGUAUGGGGCUCACGCUUUUAUAUAAGCCUUGCUUUUUAGUAAGGUCCUCUGCAGUAUCAUAAAAGUGUAUUUAUUUCUACCUGGCUAAACUGUAUUAUUUGGAACAUGUACAUAUUAUUUCCUGUAUUAGAUUUGUUACUGUGGAAACAAUUAAGCCUCAAACCUUAAACCUUGAAGGCACUGGACACCUUUGGUAAUAUCAAAGACAUUCUUACUUCGUGUAUCCCACCAAGCAUACAAUUUGGACUCAAUAUUGAUCACCGACAUUGCAAAAGAAUAAUGAAUGAAAAACAUCCUUUUCGCACGAGUGUGCUUUCCGAAGCCUAAACAUUUUAUUUAAAGACUUCAGGCCUGAAGCCUUUUAAUAUUUGA